Molecule: messenger RNA, 1020 nt
Organism: Pediculus humanus corporis (human body louse)
Lineage: Eukaryota; Metazoa; Arthropoda; Insecta; Psocodea; Pediculidae
Product: ADP,ATP carrier protein, putative
Exons: 3
Coding region: 104-1012 (302 amino acids)
Biological process (GO): mitochondrial ATP transmembrane transport; mitochondrial ADP transmembrane transport
Cellular component (GO): mitochondrial inner membrane
Molecular function (GO): ATP:ADP antiporter activity
Source: RefSeq, a predicted model, not a curated record
CUCGGGCAACAGUCGAGGCCCUAACAUCGUUUUUCGUAGUAAAGUCGUUUUCAAAUUCAGUCAGAGGGAAAAAAAAUAAAAAAAAAAAAAAAAAACAAUCAAAAUGUCAGGUAAAAAUCUUGCUGAUCCAGUUUCUUUUAUGAAAGAUUUUGCUGCCGGUGGUAUUUCUGCAGCUAUAUCAAAAACGGCAGUUGCACCCAUCGAAAGAGUAAAACUUCUUCUUCAAGUUCAACACAUUUCCAAGCAAAUUAGUGAAGAACAAAGAUACAAAGGUAUCGUGGAUUGUUUUUUGCGUAUUCCAAAGGAACAAGGUUUUAUGAGUUUUUGGCGUGGUAACCUUGCCAACGUAAUUAGAUACUUUCCAACUCAAGCAUUGAAUUUCGCAUUCAAAGACAAAUACAAGCAAAUUUUCCUCGGCGGAAUCGAUAAAAACACUCAAUUUUGGCGUCACUUUGCGGGUAAUUUAGCUUCGGGUGGUGCCGCUGGUGCCACGUCCCUUUGCUUCGUAUACCCCCUUGACUUUGCUCGUACUCGUUUGGCCGCCGACGUGGGCAAAGCCGGAGCCGACAGAGAAUUCAACGGUUUAGGUCACUGCAUUGCCAAGAUAUUCAAAUCCGACGGUUUGGUGGGUUUGUACAGAGGUUUCGGCGUUUCCGUUCAAGGUAUCAUCAUCUACAGAGCCUCCUAUUUCGGUCUCUACGACACGGCCCGGGAUUUCUUGCCCGAUCCCAAGAGCACGCCUUUCCUCGUUUCUUGGGCCAUUGCUCAAGCCGUGACAACCGUUUCUGGUAUCGUAUCUUAUCCCUUCGAUACCGUACGUAGGCGUAUGAUGAUGCAGUCGGGUCGUAAGAAGACGGAAAUCAUUUACAAGAACACGAUGCACUGUUGGGCAGUCAUUUACAAACAAGAGGGAGGCGGAGCAUUUUUCAAGGGAGCCUUUUCGAACAUUCUCAGAGGUACGGGAGGAGCUCUCGUAUUGGUAUUCUACGAUAAAAUCAAAGCUCUAUUGUAAACACGUGU